GUUUCCCACAUAUGCAUAUAUAGCAAUUAGAAUUUACAUUCUCAACCCCCGCUCCUCCUACUCCUACUCCUAUUCCUAUUCCUAUUCCUAUUCCUAAGUGGUAGCAGUAGCAGUUGGCAGCAGCAGCAGCAGCAGCAGCAGCUUCCCUUUCCCUUUUACCUUUUCUUGGAGAGAGCCAAAAAGACAAAUCAUUCCUCUGCCCUGCUUCCGCACAAAACAUCUUGCCCAUAAAACAUCCACAGGACUGAAUCCUCGGAGUCUUGAAUCUAUCUCCAAUCAAUGCUUGAGCUUGUCACUUAAAGGGACAAGGCCAAGGCCAGGGAGGUGAGAAUAAUGUCUGCUAAACUUCUCUACUCGAUAGCCGACGACAACCCCUCCGUGCAGAAGCAAAUCGGGUGUAUGAAUGGGCUCUUUCAACUCUUCGAUCGCAACCACUUCCUCUCCUCUCGGCGUAUCAGCAAGGACCCGAAUAAGAGGCUUCCUGAGGGCCGAGAAGGCAAAGACGAUGCAGUUGCAAAUGAAUCGUCGCAAAAAGCUGCAGUGGUGAAAAAUCCCAAGGUCAUAACAGAGAAGCAGAGAAUCUCGACCGACUCCUCAAGGAGCUCUGUCUCUUCUUCCUGCAAUACAUUGAGUUUCUCGUCUCUCGACGAUUCUAGGUCGCUCAAGUCGGAAAGAGUUGAAAAUUCUUCCUACAGGCUGAAUAGCUCUGCAGAAGUCCCAAUCACACGGGACCAACCAUUACACCGAUUGAAUGGCUUGGACGGAUCCGGGAGGCAGCCUCUCACCACCCACAGAAAUGUUCGAGGUAUAACAGUCAAGUGUGGGAACAAAGACGAAUCCCCAACCUUGACUUACAUAGAUUCUCCACGGCCAAUGCAGAAACCUAACAAGUCUUCCAAGCCGAGAUUCUCGAGUCUCCAGGAAUCGUUAGGAGUCCUCCCCAACUUCCGAAAACUUAGGCCCUCCUCAAAUUCAAUGGAGCAUUCUCGCAAGGAUUCUCCUCGCCUGUCUUAUGACGGGAGGGAAUCGCGAGAUGCGCUCAAGUCCAGUGCAAGGCUGAAGGAGCUGCCAAGGCACUCAUUGGACAGCAAACGAGGUUCGAUGAUUGGAUCCCCUCAAAUUCGCCAUAGUGAUCUCCCUGUGGACUCACCACGGGAAGUCGGCAGUCACAGGCGGCAAUCCAGUUUGGUGGCAAAGCUCAUGGGGCUCGAAGCUCUCCCUGAUCCAAUGUCAGCCCCGGAAGAGCUUACCAGUAUUGAUUCAGGUGAAGCAUUCGAUUUCUCGAGAUCGUCAAGAAUCUCGAAUUGCACCUCGUGGAGUUCUCAUCAGAAGGAAACCAUCUCCCAGCAGGUGAUUCAUCCUAACUUUCCCAAGAAAUCGAACCCGGCUGCAAGGUUUCCAAUGGAGCCAGCUCCAUGGAAAAAACCAGAAGGAAAACAAAGUUCCGAAGCUCCACAGAAUAGCUCUCGUUCUGUUUAUGGCGAGAUCGAGAAAAGGUUGGCACAGCUCGAGUUCAAGAAAUCUGGAAAGGAUCUGCGAGCGCUGAAGCAGAUCCUUGAAGCGAUGCAGAAGUCCCAUGAGAAGCUGAACGCGCCAAAAGAAGUUGGGAGUUCAAAUAUUUCCCCUCAGACUCGUAAAGGAAACAGCACUCCUGAGCAGAGACCGAACUUAGCAGUCGUCCCAAGAAAUAUCAUCUGUGAAAGCCCGACUUCUCCCACAACCAGGAGGACUAGUUCUCCAAAGACUUCGCCAUCCUCUAUUGUGAUCAUGAAACCAGCUACCGCAAGAAAAUCUAACAAUGGGCCAAGAACUGAGGAGAGAGUAAGUCCGAGAAACUGUUCAGGUGGCAGAACAGUUUCUAUGGAGAAGAACAUAACCUGCAGAGACACGUCAAGGGAAGCUGUCAGCCCCAGACUGCAGAAGAAGAAGUUCAAUUCAUCGGAUUAUUCUCAGAGGAGGUCGAGUCUGUCAGGCGGGCAGAGGAGAAGUUUGGGACAUCAAGACUGCAAUCAAAAAUCAAGAACUAACAGUUUGCAACUUGGUGGUUAUGACCAAGGAAGUGAGAUCAGCGGGGAUUCGAUUUCGAGAGACUUAAGUGACAGAAAUAACUCCGCUUCACUGCGCUCGGAGAGUAAUAUCAGUGUGAGCUCUUGGGAAGAAGCCGAAGUCACAAGCACGUAUCGUGGAGAAUGUGGGAUGCGGAAGAAAGUGACAUCAAUACUGAGAGAGGAUAUACCGUCAAUCAGGAAACCUCAGAUAACUACUGCAGAGCAACCGAGCCCAAUCUCAGUUCUUGAUGCAACUCUAUAUGGAGAUGAAUCACCGUCGCCCGUGAAAAUGAUUUCCAAUGCUUUUGAAGACGUUGGAGAUGAGUCACAAUGGGACCAAGAGGACCUGAAGUGCUCAAAAGAAGGAAGUUUCAGAACAGAGAUCUAUGCUAUCGGAUCAACCAAAACGCUGCCACCUCAAAAUGACACAGGAAAUAACUAUACUAAUCCUGAUCACAGAUAUAUCUCUGAGAUUCUUUCAGCAUCGGGUAUGCUCCAAGACCUAGAUUAUGGCUCCCUCGACUUCCAACCUAACCAACCGGGCCACCUCUUCAACAAAAACUUGUUCCUAGCCCUGGAGCAGAUAAAGGCAAGUAACAGGCUUCCAAAAGGCAUUCAAGAAAUUCCUCGGCUAAACUGCGGUGACAGACUCCAGAGGAGACUUUUGUUUGAUGUUGUUAACGAAAUUUUGGUCGAGAAAUUCAUCCGCAGCCAUUCCAAGAACUGGCUCGGGCUGGAAAAGAGAGAGCACAACCAGCAGCAACUCCUACACGGGCUGUGCUCCGAGAUAGACCAGUUACAAGCUAAGAGCUCGAGCUGCAGCUCCGACGAAGAGGAUGAUGGGUUAAGGCACAUUGUAGAAAAGGAGCUGAGCAAUCAAACUGCAGUUUGGGCAGAUGGGUUCGGCAACAUUUCAGGAGUGGUGUUAGAUAUCGAGCGGCUGAUCUUCAAGGACUUAAUCAGUGAGGUCGUUAGCGGAGCAGCGGGUCACACGCUACGUGCGCGACCCCCAAGCUACUGCAGGCAGCUGUUCUAAAGUUAACAUCACUAGCCUUCUCCGCUAUUCCAUCAACACGAAAAUAAUGCAUCAUAUAGCAAAUAUUCCUACAAUGUGGUGUACUGAUAAAAUGCUUGUAUGUAUGUCAGAACUCGAUGCAUUGCUAAGUACAUUAAAGUUAGAAUGUUCCCUUCAACGCA
Messenger RNA from Punica granatum (pomegranate), 3245 nucleotides. Lineage: Eukaryota; Viridiplantae; Streptophyta; Magnoliopsida; Myrtales; Lythraceae. The record is from RefSeq and is a predicted model, not a curated record.